AUGGUUCGCUUCUCCCUUGCCGCAGCAUUCUUCGCUGCUUCUUCCCUUGCAAUUCCCAGUCCCUUGACACCAGACCCAUCUGGUGAUAAGAACGUCGGCAAUGGCAACGGCGUCCAGUUCAUCGGCGGCGCUUGCCUCAACAGUAAAGACUGCGCCUCAACCUGCUGCGCGACUCUAAACGGCGCCGGCAUCUGCUCUGGACUUGGAGCCCAAUUCCAGGCAGGCAAAACAGGAUGCGGCUUCGGUGAUGGUGGUGCUGCUGCAGCACCCGCCGCGUCCCAGGGAGCAGGCCAGGCUGCUCCGUCCAUGGAAGCCGCCGCCGGAAGCGGAGGCGGCGCAGGAUCAGGGACAUCUUCGAACGUCGGCGCCGGUAACGGCCAACAGUUCAUCACUGGGCAAUGUCUGUCUGAUGCGGAUUGCGCCUCGGGGUGCUGUAACGGCCCCAAGGGUGCUUGUGCCGCCAGAGCCGUCGCAACGGAGAAUGGCAAAGCAGGCUGCGGCUUUACGGGCACGGGAGCGGGUGCCGCCACUGGCUCUACUGGAGGCGGCACGGCCGCUGAGGCUGCCGCUCCGCCCCAAGCUGCUCCGUCCGUAGGUACAGGUGCAGGUUCUGGCGCUGCUGCUGGCACCUCUGGUGCUCCUGGCUCACAGAAUGUUGGCAAAGGGAAUGGUCAGCAGUUCAUCACGGGUCAGUGUCUCUCGAACGCGGACUGUGCUUCCGGCUGCUGUGCCGGGCCUAAGGGAGUUUGUUCGGCCACGGCGGUUGCUAAUGAGAGUGGAAAAACUGGAUGUGGAUUUACGGCGGCAUGA
This is a messenger RNA of Colletotrichum paranaense, 810 nucleotides long. RefSeq names its product biotrophy-associated secreted protein 2. The record is from RefSeq and is a predicted model, not a curated record. The coding region runs from base 1 to 810 and encodes 269 amino acids. NCBI's taxonomy places the organism in Eukaryota, Fungi, Ascomycota, Sordariomycetes, Glomerellales, Glomerellaceae. The transcript is spliced from 2 exons.